This is a messenger RNA of Caenorhabditis elegans, 862 nucleotides long. RefSeq names its product MARVEL domain-containing protein (gene Y51H7BR.4). The coding region runs from base 3 to 524 and encodes 173 amino acids. The transcript has 7 exons. NCBI's taxonomy places the organism in Eukaryota, Metazoa, Nematoda, Chromadorea, Rhabditida, Rhabditidae. The record is from RefSeq and is marked reviewed.
AGAUGGCAAAGCCGACCCGAAACGUUUCAAUGAAGCUUCUGACCCCCGGAGACACAACUGGCGGUAGUGAACUUUUGACAUAUGUUCCUUAUAGGAAAGGAAUGGUGUCGAUGAGGACCUUAACCUGGACUUUUAUUCUAAUGCAGCUAGUCUUUUCGUGUGCAUGUUUUAUAGCUUCAUUGGCGAUUAUAAGUGCAAAAUUUAACUCAGUUUCAGUAUAUGAGGAUAAACAAUAUAUUAGCUUCGAGUGGUGGAUAUUCUGUGGUUUAAGCUUUUCAAUGAUAAUCAAUACUGUAGCAGCAAUGUAUGCACUUGCAGAGCACAAUAGGUUUUUAUUAAUACCGCAUAUUUUUCUUUUGAUUUUAUGCAAUUCCCUUGCUUGUUAUGUGUUACACUAUACAAUUUCAAAUUUCGACUCUACAGAUUUCAACUGGCAUAUUGGCUUAAUGACUAUUAUAUGCACAGAAAGUUUCCUGCUCUCGUGUUUAGUUUUCGAAGUACGUACUCUGCGAUCAAUGACCUAAUCAUAUCAAAUUUCAAAUUAUUUGUUUAUUGACCAAUCCUGCUUUUGCUACUUACAAUCACACUUUUCUGGUUCAUCUCGUCAAUUUUCGCCCUGAUCUUUGUGCUUCAGGACCUAAAACGAUAUCUUCGAUUUCAUAUCUAUUUCAAUUCUGUGAUCACCCUUAUAUACUUCUGCAAGUUGAUCAUUCUUCUGGUAUCCGGCGACAUGGUCACAUCGAUUCUCUGCAUUUUGUGCAAUUUCGUCAACUUUUUCUCGGUUUUCUACGAGAUCAAGAUGGUCUCUGCUUAUUGAUUUUUUUCCUUGACAAAAUUUCUUUGAAAUGAAGUUUUUUUUCUG